This is a messenger RNA of Mangifera indica (mango), 1537 nucleotides long. RefSeq lists its product as uncharacterized. The transcript has 10 exons. NCBI's taxonomy places the organism in Eukaryota, Viridiplantae, Streptophyta, Magnoliopsida, Sapindales, Anacardiaceae. Gene Ontology annotation, biological process: lipid metabolic process. Gene Ontology annotation, molecular function: oxidoreductase activity, acting on the CH-CH group of donors. The coding region runs from base 439 to 1362 and encodes 307 amino acids. Gene Ontology annotation, cellular component: membrane. The record is from RefSeq and is a predicted model, not a curated record.
UAUUGGCAAAUCACACCUGGUUUGGAGUGAAAUCGACGAUUGCCAAUUUUUUUUUUUCAAAAUUUUAGGAAAUUGAAAAUGACUUUAAUGAUCUUCUACCGGUAGUUUUUUCCAACAUAGCUGCAAAUUGGAUAGUUUAAUAAUUCCAGGGCUGGAAAUCACAACUCCCCAAACCUUGGGUGCGAAAUUAUCUACUAGCGUUACGACUCUAGUAUAGUAACAAAAUUUCCAACUUUGAACUUUGGAAGCUGUUGCUGUUGAGAUCCUUCGGACUAGAUCCAUCGAACAACCUGUCUACAACAAAGAGGAUAACCCUGUUUUGAUCUCCACCACACAACCCAUGAAUGAGAAAAGUCAUGUUCGGAAUCAACACUUUCACUUAAUAGAAAGCCACAAACAUCGAAACAAAGCACAAAAACGAAGGCAUAAGCAGCUUCAAUGGGAACCGUUUUGGACUCCCAUUUCUUGGCUCUCACUGCCAUCGUCACUGUGGGUUAUCAGUUUCUUUUCUUUGUGAUCACUGCCCUUCUUAAGUUUGAUAAAGUCACUGAUUUUGCUGGAAGCACGAAUUUUAUUAUAAUAGCUGUGUUGACUCUGGUUCUCAAAGGGACUUAUCAUUUUAGACAGGUAGUCUUGACAUUGCUGGUAGUAGUAUGGGGUCUUCGUCUAGGUCUCUUUCUUUUAAUGAGAAUUCUGCAGUGGGGUGAGGAUCGACGCUUUGAUGAAAUGCGUGAUAAUUUGGGGAAAUUAGCUAUUUUCUGGAUAUUUCAGGCUGUGUGGGUGUGGACUGUGAGUUUACCAUUAACAGUGGUCAAUGCAAGUGAUAGAGAUCCAUCUCUUCAAGCAGUGGAUAUAAUUGGGUGGAUUAUGUGGUCUGUGGGUGCUUUUGUUGAAGCUUCCUCUGAUCAGCAAAAACUAGCUUUCAAAAAAUCUCCACAAAACAGAGGGAAGUGGUGUGAUGUUGGAUUUUGGAAGUAUUCUCGUCAUCCAAACUAUUUUGGUGAGAUUUUCCUAUGGUGGGGAAUUUUCAUUGCUUCCACGCCUGUACUGGAAGGUGCAGAUUGGCUAGUAAUAAUUGGGCCAAUCUUUCUCACAUUGUUGCUUCUUUUUGUCAGUGGCAUACCAUUGCUUGAGGAAUCAGCAGACAAGAAGUAUGGCAAUGUGGCUGCAUACAGAGUGUAUAAGAAGGCGACAAGCCCUCUUAUUCCAUUGCCCCCAGUAGCAUACAGUAACUUGCCUUCAUGGUUCAAGGAAACUUUUCUCUUUGAAUUUCCUUUGUACAACCGCAAUCUUCCACAAGACGAGCCACACUGGUAUAGAACAAACAAAGAAGAAAGAAGUGAAGGAUUGAAAAUGGGUUAGGUCUUGUUUAUACUCUUUCUGGGACAAACAAGUUUCAGAUAUAACUACAAUAAUACUUUGCUCAUUGUUCAUCCAAAUAUUUUUUUAUGGUUGUAAUAUUUCGUCUUGUAAUUUGCUUUGCUAAGAUCUGGUUAAGGCUUCAAAUCUUUAAUGGAAUCAUUUUCCUUUUUUUGUA